UGGCAUGUCUGUCCAUUGCGUUCACCGUGUCGCCAGCAUGUGUACUGUACUGUGUAGUCUCCAGACCAAGUUUAGCUAGACAGGCUGUUUGUCUUCUUUCAUGAUGGACAAGGAAGCUAUUGGGUUUGGAGGCGUGGGAAUUGUAAGCAUAUCAAAUCUGAUAUGCCACACAUAGUUUCCCAGGAUCUCACUAGUCUUUCAUGACAACAACCUUGCAUGUUUCUCAUUUGGUUACUUACCAGUACGGGUUUAGCUCAUGGUGUCUUUGGAAGUCCGCCUCCGCCGAACGAGUAUUUCACCACGAAAGGCUUACAAGGAAAUUCCACUAGUAUCCUACAGGCUACGUGAUAGAGGUUUAGCUCAUUACUCGAAUGAAACCAAGUCUACAACAAAAGACUAGGGAAUUACUUUAUCAAUUAAUUGGAAGAACGGAAGAUAUACUCUUCAUAGGUCAUACUCGUUUACCAGUCUGAAAUGUAAUGAAAUCAAAAACUGAGAGAGGAAAAUAGACAAUAUGGUCUAGAAGUAACAUUCAUGGUCGCAAAAAUGAAUACUACGCUCUGAAAUUACAUCUGAUGAGAUAAAUUAGCGAUACCUGAUGAUUAUAUAACUUGCACAUUUUUUAGACAAUUGUUUGAGCAUUGAUAUCGAUACAAAGUCCAAUCAAAUUGUCUGCAAAGGUGCAAAGUGCACAAUAUCCCAAGAAGUGGAGGCAUGUAGCUAACAGAGCAGACCCUAAAUCAGAAAGAUUAGAAAGUACAGCUAAUUAGAUGCAAACACAAGUUCUCUGUGUAGCUAACAGAGCAUGCACCGCCGAUCCAAAUUCAAAUCUUUAAUUUAUUUUUUUGAUAUUGAGGAAUAACUCUCAUAUAUAUCCCUCGAAUAUAAAGAGAAAAAUUAGAGGGUGUAAACAUCAUGCAAACACAAGUUCUCUGUACAUGCACGCCACUAGCUCACACAUAAAGAAUGACAAGCACUUGGCUUGGUGAGUUAGAGCCAGCACUCCCCUCCCUCCCCGUAGCUUUGCCACUCCCUCCCUGUAGCUUUGCUCAAAGGCUAUCUCCAAUUCUCCAUCACGCACGUCCAGCGACAGAUAUACCCAAUGGGGGGCUCGACGAACGUGAAGGAAUGGUGGCCUGCCGUAUUCAUGGUGUUGGUCCAGAUUUUCACGACAGGGUUGGUGUUGCUCACGAAAGUGGUGGUGGACAGUGGGUCACUUGCUUGGACCUUGCUCACAUACCGCUUCUUCCUUGGCGCCAUCUUGACCGUCCCCUUGGCGAUGUUCUUUGAGAAAGGGAGGUUGAAGGAGCUUAAAUUGAAGGCAUUCAUAUGGAUUUUCACCAGUGCACUUGUGGGAUUCACAAUUCCUGGUCUCUACUACAUUGGCCUCGGAGACACAUCGCCAGGAUACGCGAUAAACUUCUAUAACAUCAUCCCAAUUGCCACCUUCAUCCUCGCGGUCCUUUUCAGGAAGGAGUCACUGGACAUGAGGAGCCUGGUGGGGAACAUCAAGGUCAUUGGAACCCUAGUCUGUGUUGGAGGAACUCUGGUGAUCAGCCUGUACAAGGGCAAGGUGCUGCACCUUUGGCCCACCAAUAUCAUCGGCUACCACCCGAAGCAAGCCGGAGCUGCGUUUGGUCACCACCAUGUGCGUGGAACCGUCUUGCUCAUCACCAGCUGCCUCAGCCUCGCCGUUUGGUACACAGUACAGGCUCAGAUGCUAAAAGUGUUCCCAUACAAGUACUGAUCCACUGUAGCUACAUGCUUCGUGGGGAGCAUCGAACUGGCUGUCGUGGGGGUUGCCAUGAACAGAGAAAAGGCGACAUGGGCGCUCAAAUGGAACAUGAGCUUGCUCACCAUUGUGUACUCGGCAAUACUUAACACUGCUGCCAAGUUUGUGAUGAUUUCGUGGGUUGUCACGCAGCGCGGGCCAACCUAUCCGGCCAUGUUUUGUGCCGUGUCGGUGUUCUUCACUACUAUUCUUGACUCACUGCUUCUCGGCCAUGAUCUAUCCGUUGGGAGUAUUCUCGGCAUGUUCAUGAUUCUAGCUGGGCUCUAUCUUUUCCUCUGGGGAAAGAGAAAAGAUUCGAUACUACCAAGCGAAGAAAACCCGAAGGAGCAAAUGUUGUUUGAGAAUGAAGAUAAGAACGAUAAAUCAGUUGCCAAUGUAUGAUUACUUCCUUUGGUGAUAUUGCAAAAGGGACUAUCCAGAAGUUUGUGUAUACGAAACGCUGAGAGAGAGAAACUAUAUUGUCUAUGUCAAUACUUGUUGUGUUGUCCUCAACUACUCAUCCAAUUUAAUCAUCACGUAAAGAAGGUCAAUAUGAGAAAUUGUUGAUUAUGUAGUUGUCUUCAUUGCAAUUGGCAAAGAUUAAACCAUGCCAUGAAAAUAGCAAAAUGACACAAUUAGUUCCAAGUUUUGUAUUGUCUUUGUUUGGUUUUUAUCUUAAGUCUCAAUCAUUGACCUUA
Messenger RNA from Triticum aestivum (bread wheat), 2469 nucleotides. Its product is annotated as WAT1-related protein At3g30340-like. Lineage: Eukaryota; Viridiplantae; Streptophyta; Magnoliopsida; Poales; Poaceae. The transcript has 7 exons. The coding region runs from base 1103 to 1747 and encodes 214 amino acids. The record is from RefSeq and is a predicted model, not a curated record. Gene Ontology annotation, cellular component: membrane. Gene Ontology annotation, molecular function: transmembrane transporter activity.